AUGUUGAGAACAUUACGCCUCCGCGGCGUACGGGCGUACCACGCCAUUGACCACCCCAACCCCAUCAUCGCCAACAACCCGCAAACGGUCAUCCUCGACGAGGCGCUCAAGCUCGUCCCUACUUACGGGUUCACUCGCGAGUGCAUCACCGCCGCCACCCGCCACCUCAACUACUCUGAUGCCACCGGGUCCAUCGUGAAAGAUUUCGACCUCCCCAUCCACUGGCUCAAGACCCAGCGGGCUAACCUCGAGAAGUACGCCAUAGCGCCCGAGUCGCCGUUGCACCAGAUAACCGACGAGUACGCCCGGGCCACCAACUUGAUGCAAACGAGAUUGUCCUACAACAACCAGAUCGACCUUAAAGAGCUUGUGGCGUUGUUGGCGUUGCCUUACAACAUGCCCGAGUCGGCGGCGGAACUCCACAACCUCAGCGACGACAUCGCGUUCUACGCCGGGGACGCGUCGAACGACUUUGCCUGGUACACCAAGCGGAUGGGGUUGUCGAGCAUCUACGUGCUGCUGGAGUUGUACCAGAUCCAGAACCCCGGCAACGUCGACGCCUUCGUCGCCGAUAAGAUCGCCCUGUUGAAGGAGAUGGGGGCGGCCUACAACAACGUCGAAGAGUGGGCGUUGUUCAACGGGAUCAGUGCUUUUAACUUGAUUAAAUCGCAGCUCAUGCGUGGCUAG
Diutina rugosa is the source of this 687-nucleotide messenger RNA. Its product is annotated as ubiquinone biosynthesis protein. The transcript has a single exon. Gene Ontology annotation, cellular component: mitochondrial inner membrane. Lineage: Eukaryota; Fungi; Ascomycota; Pichiomycetes; Serinales; Debaryomycetaceae. Gene Ontology annotation, molecular function: lipid binding. The record is from RefSeq and is a predicted model, not a curated record. Bases 1 to 687 code for a protein of 228 amino acids. Gene Ontology annotation, biological process: ubiquinone biosynthetic process.